UUGUCAGCAUAUUCCAUACCAAUUUUUAUACCUUUCCUCUCUCAACACAGGUCAAAGCUUAAACCUAAACCCCUCUCUCCCUCUCUCUGUCUCUCAUGGCGUAUACACCUCAGUCCCCGAAUCGCAGCCACAGCGACGAUGAAACCACAUCAAAUCGCCGACUUUACAAUCCCUACAAGGAUCUCAACCUCCCGACGCAAACCCUAUACCACCUCCCCACGCAGCCGGAAUUCCUCUUCCAGGAGGAAUCGCUCGCGCAGCGCCGCUCCUGGGGGGAGAACAUCACCUACUACACCGGAAUCGGCUACCUCGCCGGCGCCACGGCCGGCGCCGCCCAGGGUCUCGGCACCGCGGUCAAGGCGAUCGAGCCCACCGAUACCCUAAAGCUGAAAAUCAACCGGAUCCUGAACGGCUCGGGCCACAAGGGCCGCCAGAUCGGCAACCGCUGCGGCGUGAUCGGGCUGAUGUACGCCGGCCUCGAGAGCGGGAUGGUCGCGUGGAGAGACACCGACGACGUGAUCAACAGCGUCGUCGCGGGCCUGGCCACCGGAGCGCUCUACAAGGCGGCGUCCGGGCCGAGGGCGGCGGCGCUCGCGGGAGCGCUCGGAGGCGUGGUGGUCGGCGCCGCCGUCGCCGGGAAACCCUACCUGAAACGAUACAUACCGCUUUGAGUAGUCAAUUUUUUAAAAAAGCAACAAAUUCAUCUUCUCGAUUUUGAAAUUUGCAUUUACGUUUGCUGUGUUCGUGAUCUUCAAUUGAUUAAUUGAUGGCCUAGAGGUGAAAUUUUGAUAGUCGAUGAGCUGUUCCGGCGAUGGAAAUUCGAAUCUUUGGCAUAAAAGAGGCACAAUUUUUUUCUCUGUAGUGAGUAUAUGACAUAAUGUUGUAGAAUGAGAUUUCAUUUUCCUGAAUAAUGCCCAGGAAACAUUGGCUACUGCUAUCCUUUAUAUUCACUUUCAGAUAAUGUUGUGUGCUUUUCUUCUUGCAUA
Molecule: messenger RNA, 986 nt
Organism: Salvia splendens (bonfire salvia)
Lineage: Eukaryota; Viridiplantae; Streptophyta; Magnoliopsida; Lamiales; Lamiaceae
Product: mitochondrial import inner membrane translocase subunit TIM23-1
Exons: 1
Coding region: 96-671 (191 amino acids)
Biological process (GO): protein import into mitochondrial matrix
Cellular component (GO): TIM23 mitochondrial import inner membrane translocase complex
Molecular function (GO): transmembrane protein transporter activity
Source: RefSeq, a predicted model, not a curated record